AUGUCCUUAAGGAAGAAGAAAAGGCAAAUUAAGUACCCCUUUGGAUCAAGCCAACACAGAAAGAUCUUUCCUGCUGCCCACCCCCUAACUUUGUUGGGGCACAAGUUCCUUCCUCUGAGAGGAGCUCCCCACAGAGGACCUGGAUGCUACUUUUCAGAGGAUGAUGUGACACCUUACCCAGGCAUGUACCAGCCAAUGUAUCCUCGGGAACAAAAACACAAACAAAGUUUUGCUCCAUUUAAUACCUUGUUGCCUCGAUUUAGGACAUACUCAAAGGACGCUUGUCAUCCUUGCCCUGGUACGUACAACCCAGAGAAAAAGUCACCCCCCAAAGUUACCUGGCCUAUGAAAUUUGGAUCCCCAGAUUGGGCUCAGGUUCCAUGUCUACAGAAAAGGACUCUAAAAACUGAGCUGUCCACAGAUAAAGAUUUUAGAAAGCAUCGGAACCGUGUGGCCUACCUAAGCUUGUAUUACGAUUGA
This is a messenger RNA of Condylura cristata (star-nosed mole), 480 nucleotides long. RefSeq names its product primary cilia formation (gene CIMAP3). The transcript is spliced from 5 exons. NCBI's taxonomy places the organism in Eukaryota, Metazoa, Chordata, Mammalia, Eulipotyphla, Talpidae. Gene Ontology annotation, biological process: regulation of cell projection organization. The record is from RefSeq and is a predicted model, not a curated record. Bases 1 to 480 code for a protein of 159 amino acids. Gene Ontology annotation, cellular component: ciliary basal body. Gene Ontology annotation, molecular function: cytoskeletal protein binding.